Alosa sapidissima (American shad) is the source of this 3290-nucleotide messenger RNA. RefSeq names its product small ArfGAP2 (gene smap2). The coding region runs from base 541 to 1872 and encodes 443 amino acids. The record is from RefSeq and is a predicted model, not a curated record. Lineage: Eukaryota; Metazoa; Chordata; Actinopteri; Clupeiformes; Clupeidae. The transcript has 10 exons. Gene Ontology annotation, biological process: regulation of clathrin-dependent endocytosis. Gene Ontology annotation, molecular function: GTPase activator activity.
GCCUAUAUUUAGACCUACUAAAUCUUACAAGUAGCCUCCUCCUGUAGGUGGCAGCAAAAUUCCUUUUACACUAUUACUUAUCAUGAGACUUCACAAGAGGCAGGAGAAGAAUACAACCCGUUCUGUAGUGGGGUUUAAACGUGAACACGGCAAGCUAGCGUAUUAGUGUUGGAUAGUAGGUCUGGUAACGGGAGUGCUCCGCUGUCUGCACUUGGCUUAAGACAGAGGCGGAGACAAGAGAACACCCGGUUGUUUUAGAAAGAAAAGAUUAAUCGGCUGCAUCCAUCAUCUAAAGAAGCAGAGCUACUCUCUUCUUUUAACGUAAGUUUGGUUUGCUAACUAGCUAGCUUGCUGGUUAUUAGCUAGCAGUUGUCGGCUAACGUUGCCAGAUAAGAGAUAGGCUUGUCCCGUUCUUUUGCAAAUAAAUUUACGUGUCCUCUUCAAGACGGACGCAGCAGCCUACUUUUUUCGUCUCGAGUGUCCUCAUAAAGCGGAAGUUAUUGAUUGCAGCGUAACCAGCGACAGUGGGAGAAGAGGAAAAUGACGGGGAAAUCAGUGAAAGACAUUGACAGAUACCAAGCAGUCCUUACAUCCCUUCUGGCUUUGGAAGAAAACAAGUUCUGCGCCGACUGCCAAGCAAAAGGUCCCAGAUGGGCUUCCUGGAAUCUGGGAAUCUUUAUCUGUAUCCGCUGCGCGGGAAUCCACAGGAACUUGGGGGUGCACAUCUCCCGGGUCAAGUCGGUCAACCUGGACCAGUGGACCCAGGAGCAGAUCCAGUCCGUGCAGGAGAUGGGCAAUGCCAAGGCCAGGCGACUCUACGAGGCUUUCCUACCAGAGUGCUUCCAACGUCCAGAAACCGAUCAAAUUGCAGAAAUGUUCAUCCGUGACAAGUAUGAGAAGAAGAAGUACAUGGACAAGUGCAUAGACAUCCAGUCCUACAGGAAAGAAAAGAACAGCGAUGUGAUCACCAAAGAGCCACCAGUGGUAUUUGAGAAGAUGAAGUUGGAUGACUCACAACGGUCCACCCCCAAGCAAUCCCAGUCUGUCAAUGACCUGUUGGGGCUAGAUGCCCCGGCCCCCAGAGCUGCAGUGGCCAAUGGGAGGCCGAGUCCUGAGGUGACCCCGGCCCUCGACCUGUUCAGCUCUCUACCCGCCACCAGCUCCCACUCCAACAGGAGCACGCCUGCCUCGGGCACCAUGCCCAGCGGGCGCGUGGCCGCCUCCGUGCCCGAGAACCUCAGCCUGUUCCUGGACCCGCCGGGCAGAGCCGAGGAGACUGGCGGCAGGGCCAGCAGCGGGCAGAAGCUGUCCAAGGACUCCAUCCUCUCGCUCUACGGCACCUCCUCCAUGUCCCAGAACAACAUGGCCACCCACGCUGGCAUGUACAUGAACCCUGCCCAGAUGGGCUACCCAGCAACAGCCGCAGCGGCUGCUGGCUAUGGGCAGUACCAGGCCAUGGCAGCCCAGGGGGGCAUGAUGGGUGCCAUGAUCGGCCCCCAGAUGGGCAUGGUGGCGCAGCCCGGUGUGAUGCCCCAGGCGGGCAUAAGUGCGCAGGCGGCGGCGGCAGCAGCAGCGGCGGCCGCCAACCCAUACAUGGCGGGAUCCAUGCAGGGCGGCAUGAUGGGAGGGGUGGCGGCCGUGCCACCUCAGCAGGCCUACGGAGUGCAGCAGGCCCAGCAGCUGCAGUGGAACCUGGCCCAGGUCAGCAGGGGGCAGCGCGCAUGGUCUUCCACUGGGAUGACUCAGCACAUGGCCGGUAUGAACUUCUACGGCACCAACAGCAUGAUGGGAUACGGGCAGCCCAUGGGCGGAACCUCCGCAGCCACCACGCCCACUUCCGCUCACAUGCUGGGCUCACAAGUGUGGAAGUGAUGUCAUGGCGCCCAGCCAUGGGAUUGGACAAUGGCUCUUGGACGGAGGACAGAAUGGACCAUGGGAAAGGGGGGGGGCGAGGGUGUCAUAUACAUACAGACACACACACACACACACACACACACACACACACACACACACACAGACACACAUGCGCACACACACUCACACACACACACACGCACACACACACACACACACACACAUAAACAUACGCACAUCAUCAUGUUCAUUUUUGCCUUCAGACUUUUUGUUACCGCAUAGCAGCAGUGAGCACGGCUAAAAGGUCAAUGGUGAGAUGGAGAUAUGUUUGGAAUUGUGGUUGAUGAUCACAGUGCCACCUGGUGGAUUGGGAGUCAUAUCACGCUUCGUCAUGUCAACCUCACUUCAGCGUGGACCAAUCUUUUCGUCGUUCAGCUUCCUCAUUAAUGUGACUUUGCGUUCACUUCCUGUGUAGAUCAAUAAGCAGUGUGGAUUUCCUGAGGACAAUGUUUUUUUUUUUUUUUUUGUUUUUUUUUCCAGCCCUCUCAUUUAGUUAGCUUGUGUCCAUUACCAGGAAAUCUUUUGGGUUUCUGUUAGUUUCGGCUGCAGGCCUUUGAAACCGGUUGUAGACCUCACUUUACCGUCAAAGGUAGUCGGCACAGGCGAUGAAAACUAGUGUCUGUGUGUUCAAACAGGGUAAAAGCUGUGACACAGUGUGUAUGUGUGUGUGUGUGUGUGUGUGUGUGUGCGUGUGUGUGACUAAGCGAGUGAGUCUGUAUCAUGAUCGAUGCUGUGUUGUGUUUAACCAAUACACCUUCACCAAACUCAGGAGUCACCUUUUGAAGCCGGUCAUGAGUUUUGGAAGGACUUAGUGGUACUUUUUCAAAUUCACUUGCACUUGAAUAGCUCACAAUAUGGAGAGAUUGAUUAUUUGAGAAUUGGAACCAAAGACUUGCCGUAGCUUUAGAACUGUACAUGAACAUGUGGAAUCUGUGGUAAACUCCCACUCAAAGUGAGGAAGUACGUUACUGAUGUAAAAACCUGUUAGACUGACAGGGAAGAACUUGUAGUCAUUGGGCUGUUGGUAGACAUUUUUACAGAAAAUAGCUGUAAGUCGGGAUUUCAUUAUACUAUUGUUCACAAUGCUUUUUCUUCUAUCACAGUGACAGCAAAUGUGUCUGUUCUACAGUUAAGGCCUGAAUGUUUUUGUGUGUAUCAGGGAAUUGGUUCAGAUGAUGUCUCAUUACCGCUGUUGCAUGAGGGGGUUCUUUUCUGUAUGCUGGUUGUCCAGAGAAUGAUUGUACCUGUAACUCUCAGCUGUCCCUACACCUGGGUUUGAAGACAGAGUUAGAAGAGGUAACGUGCUGUUUUGAUUUUUCUAAAUGCAACUUUAUGCAUGUGUUUCUGAAUGUCUGUAUCAUUGGUUUCUGAAUAUG